Messenger RNA from Hypomesus transpacificus, 2443 nucleotides. RefSeq lists its product as uncharacterized. The transcript has 10 exons. NCBI's taxonomy places the organism in Eukaryota, Metazoa, Chordata, Actinopteri, Osmeriformes, Osmeridae. Bases 237 to 1922 code for a protein of 561 amino acids. The record is from RefSeq and is a predicted model, not a curated record.
ACUAGACUCUAGUGGGAAGUGACAUUCCUUGUAGGCCUACAAUAUGAGAACGAUUCAUGUACAAAUGCAGCAGAGAAGUAGACAUCAUCGCUCAUCAUUCCUCUUUUUCUUCUGCUUUUUAAAAAACUUACAUCAUAACGACAAUUCAUACCUUCCUCUUUUACUAAGUCCUUUUCCGGUAUGUACUUUAUGGAUAUCAGAUGAAAAACCUAACGGUGAAGACAUGGUAACUGGACAUGGACAGUCUGUUUGUUAACAUGGUGAAAGAUGUACAUUUCCCGAGUACGCUGGUGUUGUGGAUCCUGAUGUGGCUAUCCAGAUACAUACACAUUGUGUCUUCAGAAGUGUCAACAAAGCAGGUCUUCUUUGUAGCGGAUGGUGAUGAAAAAGUAUUUCUCCCAUCUCCCCCACUGACACAACGUGGGACACAGUACCAGUGGUUGAGGACCCCACAUGAUGGAAACCAAUCCCCGUCAUCUGUCACAAUAAAUGAGAAUAGUCCGAAUCUGUUUUCCCAAGGAGGCGAGCAUGAUCUAACCAUGGAGCCCCUGUCUUCUCUUGCAGGAGUAUUUUUGUUCACCCAAACACAACCAAAUGUACUCCCAUUGGCAAGAUUUGAGGUGUUUGCUGUUGAAUUUACGCCGCUACGUUUAUUGUUGGAUCUGGGUUCUGAUGUCAGUAUGAGCUGUAAGUUGCCUCAUAUGCCUGAGGCAGCCACACUGCAGUGGGAGGCCGAGGACAACCUCUCUUCUAACACCACAUUGUUCUACAACAACACAGCCUACGUCAUCAUCCACAGUGUUGACCAGCAAAACAAAAAGCGAUAUGACUGUGUAGUCCGACUCAACGGAACACGGGUAUUUGGAGCAGGAUUUUUGCUGGACAUAGAAGCAUACACAUUUAAGACUCAGGUGACUUUAUUCAGAGAGAGCAGCAACAGUAGUGAGGUGGAUCUGAGUUGCAGGAGUAAAUCUGAAUACCUUCGAGCCAAAUGGACCAGGACCUCAUCUUCUCAACCAACAGAAGUUGUUAUGACCUCAUCCAAACGCACCUCAUCUGAUGGGUUACAGCGAGACCGGUUCUCAUCACCUGCCUUCAGUGGUGUUGACUACCCCAUGCGUAUCUCACCACUGAUAUUUGAAGAUGGUGGAGAAUACAGAUGCAUAUUUGAUCGUCCUGAGAGUAUCUACAGUUCCGAGCGUGUCUUAAGUUCUGAGCGUGUCUUAGUGAAACUCAUUACUAUUCAAGUUUCUGUUGCGCUCUCUGGUGGUGAGGAUGGGGACCAGCCAGUGGUCCUCACCUGUGAGCUGUCAGAGCUGAGCGAUGUCCCAGUGACCCUGGCCUGGCUAAGGAGGGAGGGCAGCGGGGUGCUGAUGAUCCGACAGGAAGUCCUGACAGACAGCAGGCUGCUCAGUGUGACCCUGCCCAGCCUCCAUACAGACCAGCUGUUCUGGGAGUGUGUGGUCUUCUCUCAGGGCCUGCUCAGAGCCAGAGUACCCCUGAACCUCACAGACAGCUAUGACAAGAUCCCUACUCCUGUUACACCCAGACGAAAUGCAGCAAACUCCUUUCACCUUUGGAUGAUUGUGGCCUGCUCUGUGCUGCUCUUCACUGGGAUCCUGACUGUGGCUUUGCUGUUCUACUACAGGAAAGCCAGAAACAGAGAGACAGCUUCAAGGCCUGUGCUGAACAUUGUAGCGUCACCCUCUCUGACAGAUCAGGAUGACCCAGUCUACGGUAACGUCACAAACAACCCUCCAGACAAAGACAGUCAUAGGAGUCCAACAGAGGGAGAGAACAACAUGGACAUCCAUUACUCUUGCAUCUCUUUAAGUGGGCUAAAGCCUAGAGAGCAAAAUAGGAAUUCUGAAACAAGUGGGGAUGGGGAUGGUGUAAUCUACUCAGCUGUCAGCAUAAAUUGAAGAAUCCAUUGUGAUAUGGAAAGAAAUACUGGACAAGCUUGCUUAUCUUUCAGUACUGGAUUUAACAUAUACUGUAUUUCUUAACAAAUUGAUUAUUUAAAAUGAACUGUUACCUAUGCUACAAACGUCCAUAGUAGGCUACCACCAUACAUUACAACCUUACAUUUCCUUUUCAUCUUGAGUUCAAUUGAUAAUUUUGAUAAUGCCCUUUACCCUGUCUGGAUGAGAAAAUGUGCAGAGAAAUAGAAAAUACAUUUUUGGGUACUGAUAUGGUGUUAAUUAAUCUGCCUCUCUGUGCUCUUUUUUAAUGUAAUUACAUUUUGUAAUUGCGUUUACGUCGUCUUAAAAAUGAAUCAUUGUUUUACUGUAAUUUUCAUUUCACAAAGAAGGCAGGAGAGGGGGCUGUUGGUCAACACAAGGUACCAGGGACAGGAAAUUGAGAAAGGGGUACAUUUCUUUCAACUCGCUAAAUACUAUCUAUGCUUAUUUCUGCAAUUGCUGAUAAAAAAUAAUUGCUUGAA